Ceratotherium simum simum (southern white rhinoceros) is the source of this 1086-nucleotide messenger RNA. RefSeq names its product transmembrane protein 51 (gene TMEM51). Lineage: Eukaryota; Metazoa; Chordata; Mammalia; Perissodactyla; Rhinocerotidae. The record is from RefSeq and is a predicted model, not a curated record.
AGUUCAGCUGCUCUCUUUUUACUUUGGCGCUAAGGAAUUUGUGUAGUGCGCUCAAGGGGGUUUUGUCGCUGCUGUUGCUGCUUUCCGUUUAUUUAUUUUCUUUCUUUGAACUGGGCCGUGCCCUGCCGCCGCUGGCAUGAUGGCCCAGUCCAAGGCCAACGGCUCGCACUAUGCGCUGACCGCCAUCGGCCUGGGGAUGCUGGUCCUCGGGGUCAUCAUGGCCAUGUGGAACCUGGUACCCGGCUUCAGUGCCGCCGAGAAGCCCACAGCUCAGGGGAACAAGACCGAGACAGGGAGUGGCAUUCUCAAGAGCAAGACCUUCUCCGUGGCCUACGUGCUGGUCGGGGCGGGGGUGACGCUGCUGCUGCUCUCCAUCUGCCUGAGCAUCCGCGACAAGAGGAAGCAGCGGCAAGGCGAGGAGAUGGCGCACAUCCAGCACCAGCCGGGGGCCGAGCCUCGUGCCCAGGAGGAGGACAGCCAGGAGGAGGAGGAGGUCUCCUCAAGGUACUAUGUCCCCAGUUAUGAGGAAGUGAUGAACACUAACUACUCAGAGGCGAGGGAACAGGACCAGAACCCGAGGAUGAGCAUCUCCCUCCCCUCCUAUGAGUCCUUGACGGGGCUUGACGAGACGGGCCCCACGACCACCAGGGCCGAUGUGGAGACCAGCCCGGGGCAUCCACCCGACAGGCAGAACUCCAAGUUGGCCAAACGCCUGAAGCCACUGAAAGUUCGAAGGAUCAAAUCCGAAAAGCUUCACCUCAAAGACUUUAGGAUCAACCUCCCAGACAAAAAUGUCCCUCCUCCCUCCAUUGAGCCUUUGACGCCCCCGCCACAGUACGAUGAAGUCCAGGAGAAGGCCCCCGACACUCGGCCACCAGACUGACGGCCCCCAGGUGUGUUCCCUCCUGUCACUCACCCUCCGCACCAACAGACCCCCCGUGAAGCCACAUCAGCUGCAAGGAGAAUCGGAGGGGCCAGAUGCAUCCUUAGCAGUUUGGAUGGGGGUGGGGGGCUCUGUGACGUGGGAGUGACUGAUGACCGCAGAACCUCGGGUAGCAGGCGCGGGGGACGGAGAUGCUGCCUCGG